Messenger RNA from Drosophila obscura, 744 nucleotides. RefSeq lists its product as uncharacterized. The record is from RefSeq and is a predicted model, not a curated record. Lineage: Eukaryota; Metazoa; Arthropoda; Insecta; Diptera; Drosophilidae. The coding region runs from base 83 to 556 and encodes 157 amino acids. The transcript is spliced from 4 exons.
AACAAAGUGUGACUAACUCGAUUUGUGGCAUUUGCUGUUAUUCGUUUUCGUUUGUAGGUCGGAUAUUCAAAACGCUUUUGCCAUGCUGAAGUUACUUUGUGUACUGUUGGUGUUGGGCCAAACUCUAAGCAAGGAGAUGAGGCUAUCCUUUCCUGGUCAGUGUCCGAAGUUUAUGCCACUACCCACUGAGUUUUCCAAAGAGACAUCGUUCACUGGCAGUUGGUAUCUGUACGCAGUCCACCCAAACUAUCUGCAGGAAAAGUGCGUAAAACGCACUUAUCAAGGCCAUAGCUUUUGGUCGCAGUUUGCCGAAACAGAUAACGAUAAUUUCAUAGUGCAAUAUUUUUGCUAUCAGGAUAGAGAUCGAUACGAUAAGCUUCAGCACAUGAGAUCAAUCAGCAUUUUUGUGAAGGAACUGGAGCCCACAGCGCAAACUGUGGCAUCGAUUACGAAUGCCCUGAUGCGGAAUUUUAAAUUCCCACUAAGACUACUCAACUACACCGAUAAUUCCUUUUGUACAGAAUUCGAGUAUAAAGAGGCACAGUACAGAGUUUGAACCCUGGACGACCUAAACUAGACCUUGGGGUACCUUUAGUUCUUGAAGCAUUGUUCGUUCAUAAACUUUGAACUAAGGAGCUCGCCGCGCUUGAAACUAAGGGAAAGUUCAAUUUACUUAUCAUUAAACAAUGGCCAACAGUUGGAAACCAAAGUCACUAAGCGAAUCUUCACGCUUAUUUACAUUCA